Messenger RNA from Penicillium canariense, 975 nucleotides. RefSeq lists its product as uncharacterized. Gene Ontology annotation, cellular component: mitochondrion. The coding region runs from base 1 to 975 and encodes 324 amino acids. Lineage: Eukaryota; Fungi; Ascomycota; Eurotiomycetes; Eurotiales; Aspergillaceae. The transcript is spliced from 2 exons. The record is from RefSeq and is a predicted model, not a curated record.
AUGAACCACAAUAUGAAAGACCAGGCGUUGUCGCUGGGCAUUCACCGAACGGGAAGCCGGCUCGGUGAGCUUCUUGUAGCCGAUACACUUGUUGCAGCGGGUUCAUCCGCCCUCAUCACCCCGGCCGUGAUGAUCUUUGACAGACUUGUUGUCGAGAAGUCCUUUUACAACCAGCCCAUGUUGCCCGCCUUUCGCCGACAUCUGUGGUUCUCCCUUACACAGCCUGCCACCUUUAUAACGUCUCGACCCAGCCUGCUCGUCUGGUCCCUCUAUACCGCCACGUUUGCUACCGCCAAUAUGUCAGAGACCCUGCUGAGCAAGGUCUACCCCAAGAUCGACCAUGCGAUUGCCGGCAUGACCACUUUCGCCGCCACCUUCGUGGUAAACUCCUCCGUCGGCAUCUGGAAAGACGUGAGAUUCGCCCAGCUCUUCGGUCACAAGAAUAACGCCUCUCCCUCUUCACCACCGACCCCGUCCCCGUCGGGAUCAGGAUCAACCUUAGCAUCUCCAUCCACAUCCACAUCCAACACCCCUCCCAAAGCCGACACCUCUCUCCCCAAAACCGCCCGUUCCAUCGGCCGCACCCGCAUGCCCCUCGCCACAUACUCCGCCUUCCUCCUGCGCGACGGCCUCACCAUCUUCGGCUCCUUCAGCCUCCCUGCCAUGCUCUCCACCGCCAUCCCCGACUCCAUCGCCUCCCAAGAAUACCUCAAGAUCCUGAUUGCCCAACUCGCCAUCCCAGCCUCCAUUCAACUGAUCAGCACACCGAUUCACCUCUUCGGCCUCGACCUCUACAACCGGCCGCAGGUCAUGCCAACCAAAGAACGCAUCAGCCGCAUCAGCCGCGACUGGAUUGGCGCCUCGCUCCUGCGCAUGUGCCGCAUCAUUCCCGCUUUUGGCAUCGGCGGCUUCCUCAAUACCGAGGGCCGUCUUUAUCUGCAUGACCAGUUAGACGCGGGGCGCCAACCGUCCUGA